AUGUCUGGGAGGGAGAAGUCUGGAGGCGGGUUCUUGAGCGGCUGGUUUGGUGCCAGCGAUGACGCUGAUGCCGACGACGAUGAUGAUGAUGAUGAUGAUGACUCCAAGAAGGGAAGCAAGCAAGCGGAUACUCUGAAGACAUAUCUCAAGAAGAUGAAUAGCAACAUCGAAAAGCUCAACAAGAACAUGCUCGAGUGGAAGGAGACAAAGUCGACCGUGACCCCGAUUUCCUCGAUCAGCGAUGCAACCCAUGCUCUGAACCUGUCGCUCGGCUCACUCGGUGCCUUGAACCCGCUUGGAUCUGCAUCUGCACACCCGCUCACCGCGACAGCAUCGUCUUUGACUGCCACCGAUCCCAACGUCUUUGCGGUCCGCAUCCGCAAGUCCGACUUUGUCGGCACUGGUAUUGAGCCCGAAGCCGUUGUCAACGCCCAGCUGAAGGCCCUCUCCGAGAAGACCGGUUUGGAUUACAAGGUCAUUCCCUACGACACGCACUUUGAUAUCGUUGUGCAGAAGAAGAACCCAUUCACCGCCUAUCGAACUCCAAUGGCCCAUCCGUGGUACUCGCUCACUGCCGACCAGCAAACCUUUACGGGCGAUUUGCGAGGCAAGAUAUUGAACUCGGGAUGGGUGCCCGGUCAGAUCAUCAUGGACGAUAGCGAGGUUCAGGAGAUCUACAAGUUUGUCUCGGAAACUAUGCUCAAGAAGGCCGAACAACCACUGAUGGAUUUCCUUUCCGAUGUCGGCAACAGAAAGGUCAUUGGAUACCACGCGUUUGCCGGCGGACUGAUCCCCAAGGAGAACCGCAUUUCAGGGGCCAACAACGACAAUGCCAAAACCCUCCAACUUGCCAACGAUGUCGUCAAGGCGCUGAGCACUGCCUUCGAUAAAGUCAUUCCAAGUUUGCUCAGUAUGGGUAUUAUCAAUGCAGACGCUGCCGGAGGCGCUAAGCGCACGCUUAAGGAGUUUUUCAUGUCAUGGGGAUUCACCAUGAAUUCCUCGAAUAUCGUGAGCUCUGUCAUGAAUGCAUUCAAUAAAUCACUCAGUAAAAUCCAUAGAACCGGUGAUAUGGAACCCUUUACAAACGCCGAUGACCGCCAAAAGUUGAUGUACAGCUACGCAAAUGCUGAUGCCCAAGCGGCUGCUACAACUCGCAAGGCCGUUGACUAUGAAACUAAGAGAAGUCAAACGGAUAAUCUGGAUUACUAUGCUGAUGUCUAUCUUAAGGACCAUAUUGAUACCUAUGCCAACCUCAUGUUCCAGAUGUGUGCGUUGACUGGCAUCCUGCUCGCAUAUACCUUGGUCCAAGAGAAGGCCGAUGAGCUGAUUACCCAGCGCAAGAGAGACGGUUCUCUCGAUAUUACCCGCUUCAUCGGUAUCAAGAAAACCCAACUCUAUGAAGAUAUGGAGACCUUGAGCUCUGGUGGAGUUGUUUACAGCGACAGAGCAGACAAAUCAGAAUGGCACAAUCCCGAGACAAUUAAAAAGAUCAUCAUCAAAAGAUCAGCCGGUGGCGUCAUUUUCAUCCUUUCCUCAUUCAUGAUCAUCGUGCUGGGAUACUACGACCGAAGCAACCUGGGCGACGACAUCUUUGCCCGCAUGUGGCCAUGGCUUUUGCAGCAAGUCACCACUGACGACGUCUACGUUGGCAGCCUCGAAGACCCCAUAGAACAACUUCCUCUGACCACGCCCAGGUGUAUCAUCUUGGGCGGGGGUGAUCUGAUCAACGAGUACUUUCUGAAUAGGCUGGUUGCUGUCCUGCGGCAAAAGAACUGGACCCAUGUGCCCGUCCACGGCCUGUCUCUGGGAUUCACAUCGCUGGAUGCCGUCGAGACCCAGUUCCUGAAGCUCCUGACCACGGUCGAUUUGCGAAGCCAGCAGCAGUUCCAAGCCGUUCAGGCCGCCUUGGCAACGACCAAGAGCACCACUCGUGUCAGCUACCACCCCGAUAUCAGCCUGUAUCUGAAGAACAUGCUGCCUGCUGCCUAUGGUUGGGCAAACAAGCUCAAGCCCUAUCCUCUGGACUCGACCAUCUCGGACGAGGUUGGUGAUAUCACCGCCGGCAAGCAAAUCGGCAUGUUUCUGGCCCGCAGUGCCUUUGUCGACAAUCCAAACUACGGCACCCUGGUCGCCAAUAUUGCUCUGCUGUGCAAGUCCCUGCUGGCACGUCUCCCUGCCGGCAGUGUGAUCCAUCUGAUCCCAUUCAAUACCGACGAGCUCAACAAGAUUGAGGAAAACGACAUUCUCUUCAACCAGGACGUGGCCGAUGCCGCCGCCGACUGCACACACAUCCAGACCUACACGGACGCCUUCACGAUCGAGGAGAUGGCCAGCACCUUCCGCAAGCUCGACUUUGCCUUCUGCAUGCGCUACCACGCGCACAUGAUGGCGGUGGUCUACCAGAUCCCGUUCAUCUCCUUCAGCAUGACCGUCAAGACCGAGCAGCUCAUGACCGAUAUCGGACGGCUGGAUGCGCUCUACAAGAUGCCGAUCGACGCCCAGCGCAAGCCGACGGGUAUCGAUGUGGACGCUGUGCUGGACAUGUUUGACCAGGUCGGCUAUAUGAAGCCACCAGUCGAAUACAAGGACUAUCCGCUCACAUCCUACCAGUCGUUCCUGGAGUCAGCCAAGCUCAUCGGGGGAGAUAUGAGUGUAAGUGUGUCGUUUUUGACUCAAAAUAUCCUCUAUGUGAUCACAGGACAACCCCACACGGAAUACCAAUACGGAAUGGAGCAAAAGAUGACAAGCUCAACUGUGAACAUUGUUUCUGAGAUUGACUGGGUGCUCAAGGACUGGCAAAGCAAGCUGAAGCCCAAGUCAUGGCCUAAUUAUGAUGAACAUACCGGACCGCACGAUACUCCCAACCCUGUCCACCCCAAUGGUGUGCCGACAUUCAAGCGAGUCGUCCCAUUGAGCCCGUCGCCAAAUCCACACCGGGCCGGAUGGAAAUAUGCCAUGGAGAGCAUCGAGUGUUAUAAUGAUGAUGUCAACGGGGCCGUUUUGUUUGACGACUAUAUUGACCGCAGCUUCCACUGGUGCUAUGACCUCUUUGAGAGCACCGGUACGAUUCCGUAUCGUCGCAAGUGGUUUGGCUUCAUCCACCACACACUCAACACAGGCACAUCGCCCAACAACGUGGGUGCCCUGUUCGAGAAGCCGUUAUUCCUCCAGAGUCUGGAUACCUGCAUGCUCCUGAUUACCAUGUCCAGUGCACUCAAGGCCGAUGUGAUCAAGCUGCUCGCAGAACACAACAAGUCCCACGUCAAGGUCAUAAACAUGAUCCACCCGACGCUGAUGCAAGGUGUUCCAUUGUUCAAUCUCGAGCACUACUACCAAAACGAGGGUGUCGUCAAUGUGGGCGCCUGGCUGCGCAACCCAUUCAGCAUCUACACCCUCCAGCUCAAUCCCGGGGUGAGCAAGUAUGCCCUGCGUGGCCAGAGCAUGGACGACAACUUUGCACCCGAGGAUUUCGUUGUAAGCGGCAUGUCGAUCAGCCGGGGCGUCUAUACCUGCUACUCGGUGAGCGAUGGUAGUAUUGUGGAGCUGAACAGCAGCAACAGAGACGUUUGCUUCCAGAACAUGUGCCGCAACAACAAGCAAACCUUCAUACAGAGCUCCCUAGAGUCGCUGAUCGCACAGGUCCAUAGCGUCCAAGUGAUCGAGCACCAGAACGACGAGGCCUACGACCGGCUGCUGACGGCAAAGGUGGUGUUCCUGGACCUCAUCGAUGCGGCCGCCGUCAACACCGUGGUGGAGUGCAUCGUCCGCAACACCCCGAUCAUCGUCAACCGCCUGCCCGCUCUGGAGGAGUAUCUCGGGCAAGAUUACCCGCUGUUCUACUACGACCUGUCGGAGGUCAACAAUCUGCUGACCCGGAUCCCUGACGCCCACCAAUACCUCGUGUCCAAGUCCAAGGCGGAGUUCCAUGUCGACACCUUCCGCGCCCGCUUCGCAGAGGUCCUCAAGGCCCUGGCAGGAGCGAGCGUUUGA
This is a messenger RNA of Polychytrium aggregatum, 3990 nucleotides long. RefSeq lists its product as uncharacterized. The transcript is spliced from 5 exons. The coding region runs from base 1 to 3990 and encodes 1329 amino acids. The record is from RefSeq and is a predicted model, not a curated record. NCBI's taxonomy places the organism in Eukaryota, Fungi, Chytridiomycota, Chytridiomycetes, Polychytriales.